Messenger RNA from Triticum turgidum subsp. durum (durum wheat), 540 nucleotides. NCBI's taxonomy places the organism in Eukaryota, Viridiplantae, Streptophyta, Magnoliopsida, Poales, Poaceae. The record is from the annotation of a GenBank genome assembly.
AUGCCGCGUCGCGUGCGACCACGCACGGGCACGGCCGGCGGCGAGGACCGCCUCAGCACACUACCCGACGAUCUCAUCCGCCUCAUAGUACGCAGGCUGGACACCCGCACCGCGCUGUCCACCGCCGUCCUGGCCAGGCGUUGGGCGCACAUCCCCCGCGAUCUGCCGGAGCUCGACUUCAGGGUCAGCGAUGUGCUCCCGCCCGAGUACGACCGGGCCGUCGCCCUCCGCCGGCGCAACAUGCCGCAUGACACUUUUCUGGCCGAGAUGCUGGACCGUCUCAUGGCACGCUGCGAAAUCGACACGAUCACGGCGUUCAUCGACGGCAUCACCGGAUUCUUGGAAGCGGGCGGUGGCCCUGCUGACGGCGACGCACGUCGACGCGCCAAGACCCUGCGCCUGGACUUCUUCCAGGCACACGAUGGCGGCUGCGUCGUCGACCGCCUGAUUGCCGCAGCGGUAGUCGCAUGGGGAGUGGAGGAUCUGGAGGUCGUUGCCAGGCAAGCUUCCUGCCUACUGCACACUCCCGCCGCAGCAUAG